This is a messenger RNA of Periconia digitata, 526 nucleotides long. Lineage: Eukaryota; Fungi; Ascomycota; Dothideomycetes; Pleosporales; Periconiaceae. The record is from the annotation of a GenBank genome assembly.
UCUUGGCCAUGAUAGUGGGGAAGGUAUAUCCAGGUGGGGCUCAUAUUCGAGCGCAAUGCUCCAUGUUCAAGAUUUAUGGCAGUACCUGGUACCAACUUCUCAUCACCAAUCUUCAAUUCCGAGGCGUAAAACUCGACGUACCUGGCAAAUCAUAUUAUUUUAUCACAUAUUUCCCAGACUCCAGAAAGCGCAAUACACAAUCACGAUGUUACCAACCCCCAUAUUCCUACUCACCUGCGUCUUCGCUAUCACAACGCAUGCAUUCCCCACAAACUCAGCAGCCGUGAACGGAACAAACGGUUGCCCGACAAGCACUGAAUACGCCUGUUUCGACGUUAUCAAUUCUUCGCUAUGUCUGGGUCAGAAAGCUGUGAAUGGAACUGCUGAAGAGCUUGCGGCUUGUGUAGAUUAUCCAGGUGGCAUGAGCGAUCUUCCAGGAUCUUCAAAGUUGUGCCGAUGUCCUGGGUGCCAUUCUACAUUCAUCAAUGAGGCGAUUGAGAAGCUGUUCCCGCCGCCGUGUGCGUGA